AUGCGUGAGAUUAUGGGCAAUCCUAAAAACAUUAGGAACAUGUCAGUGAUUGCCCAUGUCGAUCACGGAAAGUCCACACUGACCGAUUCCUUGGUGUCAAAGGCUGGGAUCAUAGCAGCAAAAAAUGCCGGAGAUGCAAGGUUCACAGAUACCAGAGCAGACGAGCAAGAACGUUGCAUUACUAUCAAGUCGACAGGAAUAAGCAUGUACUUUGAACAUGAUUUGGAUGAUGGAAAAGGAGUUCAGCCAUUUCUGAUUAACCUCAUUGACUCGCCCGGUCACGUUGACUUUUCUAGCGAAGUGACAGCAGCAUUGAGAGUUACAGACGGAGCCCUGGUAGUUGUCGACACGAUUGAAGGUGUGUGUGUUCAGACGGAGACUGUUUUGCGCCAGGCCUUGAGUGAGCGUAUAAGGCCAGUUCUCCACGUAAACAAGGUCGACCGUGCACUUUUGGAGCUACAAAUGGGUCCGGAGGAGAUUUAUACGACUUUCCUCCACACCAUUGAGAACGUAAACGUUAUUGUGGCAACGUACAAUGACCAGUUGAUGGGAGAUGUCCAAGUUUACCCAGAAAAAGGAACAGUUUCCUUCGGUUCAGGACUUCACGGCUGGGCAUUCACAAUUGAAACUUUUGCUAAAAUAUACAAUACCAAAUUCGGAAUUAGUAAGCAAAAGAUGAUGCAUUACCUCUGGGGAGACCAUUUCUUCAGUAAAACGAAAAAGGCAUGGCUAAGCGAAGCAUCGCCAGACGCACCAGAACGAGCCUUUUGCAAUUUUAUAAUGAAGCCAAUAUGUUCAUUAUUUACCAAUAUAAUUAAUGAAGAUAAGGAUAAAUAUCUGCCACAGUUAAAGAGUAUUGGAGUAGAGUUAAAGGGUGAAGAUAAGGAGUUGACAGGAAAACAGUUGUUGAAGAGAGUAAUGCAGAUAUGGCUCCCAGCUGGUGACGUUUUGCUACAAAUGAUUGUCAGUCACUUACCAUCGCCGUUUGAGGCCCAGAAAUACAGAGUUGAGAAUUUGUAUCUGGGACCUAUGGACGACGAGGCCGCCAAUGCAAUAAGGAACUGUGACCCAGAUGGACCCCUAAUGAUGUACAUAAGUAAGAUGGUUCCUACCAGUGAUAAGGGUAGAUUUUAUGCCUUUGGCCGUGUGUUUUCAGGUACAGUAGCAACUGGCCAAAAAGUGAGAAUUCAAGGCCCAAAAUAUGUUCCAGGCGAUAAAACUGACUUACUGGUCAAGAAUGUACAGAGAACAGUGUUGAUGAUGGGAAGAUACACUGAGCAAAUCCAAGACGUGCCAUGUGGAAACACAUGCUGUUUAGUUGGAGUAGACCAGUACAUUCUCAAGAGUGGUACAAUCACGACAUUCGAAAAUGCACAUAACAUUGCAGAUAUGAAGUACUCCGUUAGUCCAGUGGUGAGAGUGGCAGUUAAACCAAAGGAUAGCAAAGAGUUGCCAAAACUGGUUGAAGGUUUAAAGAAAUUAAGUAAAAGUGAUCCACUGGUAUUAUGUACAACUGAGGAAAGUGGAGAACAUAUAAUUGCUGGAUGUGGAGAAUUGCAUGUCGAGAUUUGUCUUAAAGAUUUGAGGGAUGAGUAUGCCCAAAUCGACUUCACAGUUUCUGACCCGGUGGUAUCUUACAGGGAAACUGUGUCAUCUGAGUCCCAUAUGACCUGCUUAAGCAAAAGCCCAAACAAACAUAAUAGGCUUUAUAUGAAGGCUGAACCUUUCGCAGAAGGUUUGUCAGAAGCCAUCGAAGAUGGUGUGAUAACUAGUAGGGAUGAUGUGAAGGAGAGAGCAAAUAAGUUAGCAGAUGACUUCGGCUGGGAUAAAAAUGCAGCUCAGAAAAUUUGGUGUUUUGGACCUGAAACCACAGGACCAAAUUUGCUGGUUGACAUGACUUCUGGUGUGCAGUAUUUGUCUGAGAUCAAGGACCACUGUAACAGCGCGUUCCAGUGGGCCACAAAGGAAGGUGUACUCUGUGACGAGAAUAUGCGCGGAAUACGCUUCAACCUACUCGACGUCACAAUGCACGCAGAUGCCAUUCACAGAGGAUCAGGUCAGAUACUUCCGACCUGUCGUAGGUGCCUAUACGCAUGCCAAUUAACAGCACAACCGAAACUACAGGAACCAAUCUUCCUAGUAGAUAUCAAUUGCCCUCAAGAUGCCGUUGGAGGAGUGUAUAGUACAUUGAAUCAGAGGAGAGGUCAUGUAUUCCACGAGGAAAAUAGGUCAGGAACACCCUUGGUGGAGAUCAAGGCAUACCUACCAGUUUCUGAGAGCUUUGGGUUCACAACUGCGUUAAGGGCCUCAACUAGCGGCCAAGCCUUCCCGCAAUGUGUGUUUGACCACUGGCAACUGGUGAACGGAGACGCUCUGGAAAAAGGCUCGAAACUCAACGAAAUCAUCACACAAAUCAGAGUCAGAAAAGGCCUAAAAGAAGAAAUCCCACCACUUGAUAAUUACUACGAUAAACUCUAA
Messenger RNA from Theileria annulata, 2478 nucleotides. RefSeq names its product elongation factor 2, putative. The transcript has 2 exons. NCBI's taxonomy places the organism in Eukaryota, Apicomplexa, Aconoidasida, Piroplasmida, Theileriidae. Gene Ontology annotation, biological process: translational elongation. Gene Ontology annotation, cellular component: ribonucleoprotein complex; cytosol. Gene Ontology annotation, molecular function: GTPase activity; translation elongation factor activity; GTP binding. The record is from RefSeq and is a predicted model, not a curated record. Bases 1 to 2478 code for a protein of 825 amino acids.